Molecule: messenger RNA, 606 nt
Organism: Iphiclides podalirius (scarce swallowtail)
Lineage: Eukaryota; Metazoa; Arthropoda; Insecta; Lepidoptera; Papilionidae
Source: the annotation of a GenBank genome assembly
AUGUCCCAAGAUAUCACCGUCAAGUCAGUCCUUAAAUGCGUGGCAUCAAGUGGAAACGCAGCGCUGUCCUGGGGCAAGUGGCAACAGGACGGUCAAGAUGUGACUACGGUCAACAACAUUGAAUUCAAUAAUGUUCAAGAGGCGAAUUUCAGGGCGUCAGGGCGCGAUAACAGUCCUUCGGGUGCCGAAGAACAAUUCGAAAUACACACAGAGUUCGAGUCGUUAUCGGAAGAUACUCCUGAGUUAUACGCGGAGCGAGAACAAUUCGACUCCAAAUAUUUCUCACUGGUGGCAACGGCGUCGUUGGUGAAAGUGGUUGACGCACAGGGGAGACUUCGCACGGCUCGCGUCAUACUCGACAACGGCAGCACUUCACACUUCGUCACACAACACCUCUGUGAGAAACUAGGUGUUCUGCAACAGGGAUCAUUAGUCUUGGUCAAAGACAAAAACCAACCACCACUGCUUUGGCUUCUCGGCAGAGUCUUGAAGGUUCACCCGGGAAGAGACAACAUCAACCAUGUAGCCGACAUCUUAACCAAGAAAGGAGUCAUCCAGAGGGCUUACAACAACAUAUGUCCACUCCUGGUCUCCGCAGCAUCAUCU